CAGCUCUGAAACACUAACAACAAAACACUUCCAGACAAAACAGCGCCUCAUAAUAUCCACACCUUCUUUUGUGUCACAAAAUUUUAGUCUUUUUUUUUGUGCUCUCAAAUAGUGUGAAGAAAAACUCCAACCAUUGCAGUUGGAAAACAUCACAAUUCACAAGCUCGGUAAGACCAAUUAAAAUCUUCCGCACCCUUCAUGGUCAUGCUUUGCAUGAUGAUGCCUUUGGUCUAUGGAAAUUUGAAUAGACAUGGCCAUAGUGAUUUGAGAGUCAGAGAUUGAUUUUCUGUGCUUCCAUAAUAACAAAGUGCUUCUGGUUUUCAGUCUUCAUCCUACAAAGUCUUAGAUACUAUUCAGUAUUCAGUAACCAAAGAGAUGCUUCUCUGAGAGCCUUUAUCUAGUGGGAUUCCUCACAGAUAUUGCCAUAACUCAAAAAGUAGUACACUUCUCUGACAACCAUCCAAAUUCUCUGUCCUCAACACUCAAGUAAGUAACCAUCCAGUGCAAGGAGAAAGCUUUUCACACGUCCGAGAUGUUUCACCUCUAUUUUGUUCAAAAUUUUCAAGCUCAUUUCUCCAAGCUUUUCAAGCGGCAGAGAUAGAUUCUUCAGCUGAAAUCAAAAGGGUACAAGAAUUCUGAGUUUAGCACUUGAAUUGUUUGUGUUUAUGACGAGGUCGACACAGAUAAUGGCUCUUCAUCACCGCUUCUUGCUUGACUCCAAUUCAAGCACGCCUGCACCAAGUAACGUGAAUAGGACAAGAGAGGCUUUCACAGGUGAUGCAAAUUUUGACACCAAUAUGGUGAUUAUCUUGGCUGCGUUGCUUUGUGCGCUUAUAUGUGCUUUGGGACUCAACUCAAUUGUGCGAUGUGCUCUAAGAUGUAGCCGCAGGUUUGCUUUCGAGACCCCAGAGGAGACUGCGGCACGUUUGGUGGCAAAAGGCUUAAAGAAGAGUGCAUUGCAUCAGAUCCCUAUAGUUGUUUAUGGUUCAGGUAGUGUCGGUAUUGCAGCCACAGAUUGUCCUAUUUGCCUUGGGGAGUUUCUGGAUGGGGAGAAAGUAAGAGUGUUGCCGAAAUGUAACCAUGGAUUCCAUGUAAGGUGCAUAGAUACAUGGCUCCUCUCACACUCCUCUUGUCCUAAUUGCAGGCAAUCUUUGCUUGACCAACCCACCAUUUCUGGAGCUGUUGCUGCAGGAAACAAUAACUAUGCAGGGAAUGCUUCAGGAGGACCGGGACAUGUGUCUUUAGCCGUGGUUGUGGAAGAGAUUGGUUAAUUGCAAACUUAGUCCUCCACCAAGGAACGGGUGAAUAAAUGGAGACUAGUUCGUUUAAUUUGGAACUUGUUUUUCAUGUUUACUGUGCAUCUGUGUAAUACUAUGAAAAAUUGAAGAUAUUGGGAUAGAUAUUAUGUGGGAAUAGUGCAUGUUUGGAUCAUGGUUUUAGAUCUCAGUCAGUGUUUGUGCAUGUUUUUCUGGCAUGAAAAAUAGUGCUGAAUCUCAAAUGCUUGUUGUCUGCAAAUAGAUUGAAAAACAAAAUAUGCACAAUGGCAUUGUCUCCAGAAAGCAGAAGAGAAAAAAAUAUUGUUAAUGAAUGACUAGCUCAAACUUGGAUCCAUGCAUGGCAUUGUCUCCAAAAAAUCGCAGAGAAAUAGAAAAAUCUUGUUCAGUUUUA
This is a messenger RNA of Vigna unguiculata (cowpea), 1668 nucleotides long. Its product is annotated as RING-H2 finger protein ATL74 pseudogene. Lineage: Eukaryota; Viridiplantae; Streptophyta; Magnoliopsida; Fabales; Fabaceae. The record is from RefSeq and is a predicted model, not a curated record.